Messenger RNA from Symbiodinium natans, 624 nucleotides. The record is from the annotation of a GenBank genome assembly. Lineage: Eukaryota; Dinophyceae; Suessiales; Symbiodiniaceae.
AUGGGCAGCGGGUCAGACAGCGACAGCGCCAAGAAGAAUAAGAAACCCAAGAAGGACAAGAAGGACAAGAAGGCAAAGAAAGAGAAGAAGGCUACCAAGAAAGACGAUGGCAAAGAGAAGAAGCGGGCAGAACGUGCUCUCGAGUGGAACUGUGAGCGCGGCGACGCGGUGCGCCAGAUAGGGUCGCUACUUCAGCUGGACGACAGCGUUGAGGAGGAGCUGGAGACUGUCUUCGAGAACAUCGACGAUGGGGAGACCGUCCGACUCGAUGGUCUUCAGAACAAGCAGGCCAGAAAGAAGCUGCGACAUUUGUUGCAGGCCUUCCGCCUGACGCAGGAGGACAACGGCAACGCCUACCGGAGUGCGGAGAUCAAGGUGUCCUUCAAGAGCAUCUACCACGAAUGCCUGGCGAGGGCGAAGGAGCAUUUCGCGGCCAAGCCUGUGGAAGCCCCCGAGGUGCCAACGGGACCAAAGCAAAGCAAAAGGUCACUGAAGAAAUUCCGGAAGAAGUUCCAGCAGAACCACUCGAUCCACGUGCAGGCGCUGCUGCCGCGGCCGCCAGUACAGGUCACAGGUAUCGUUCCCGCAACUUCUCGUUUCCCGCCUAAGCACAGCAGAGCCUAG